Messenger RNA from Heterostelium album PN500, 1458 nucleotides. RefSeq lists its product as uncharacterized. The record is from RefSeq and is a predicted model, not a curated record. Gene Ontology annotation, molecular function: protein binding; mannosyltransferase activity. Gene Ontology annotation, cellular component: endoplasmic reticulum. NCBI's taxonomy places the organism in Eukaryota, Evosea, Eumycetozoa, Acytosteliales, Acytosteliaceae. Bases 1 to 1458 code for a protein of 485 amino acids. The transcript has a single exon. Gene Ontology annotation, biological process: protein O-linked glycosylation via mannose.
AUGUCACUUACAUCCAGCCAAUCAAUGACUGCACAACAACUAUACUUGAAAUCAAUAGAAUGUGAUCCAACCAAUUCAAAUUCAUAUAAUAACCUUGCAACAACACUUUCAAGUGGUGAAUCAAUCACACUUAAUGAUGGACAAUCAAUGACAAAACAACAAUUAUUAUUGAAAUCAAUAGAAUGUGAUCCAACUCAUUCAAAUUCAUAUAUUAACCUUGCAAAUACACUUUCAAAUGGUGAAUCAAUUAUACUUCCGAAUAGAGAAUCAAUGACAAAACAACAAUUAUACUUGAAAUCAAUAGAGUAUGAUCCAACCAAUUCAAAUUCAUAUUAUAACCUUGCAAUGACACUUUCAAGUGAUGAACAAAUCACACUUAAUGAUGGACAAUCAAUGACAGAACAACAACUAUUAUUGAAAUCAAUAGAAUGUGAUCCAACCAAUUCAGAUUCAUAUAAUAACCUUGCAACUACACUUUCAAGUGGUGAAUCAAUCACACUUAAUAACGGACAAUCAAUGACACAACAACAAUUAUACUUUAAAUCAAUAGAAUGUGAUCCAACCAAUUCAAAUUCAUAUUAUAACCUUGCAAUGACACUUUCAGGUGAUGAAUCAAUCACACUUAAUGAUGGUCAAUCAAUGACACAACAACAUCUAUACUUGAAAUCAAUAGAAUGUGAUCCAACCAAUUCAAAUUCAUAUUAUAACCUUGCAAUGACACUUUCAAGUGAUGAAUCAAUCACACUUAAUGAUGGACAAUCAAUGACACAACAACAACUAUUAUUGAACUCAAUAGAAUAUGAUCCAACCAAUUCAAAUUCAUAUAAUAACCUUGCAACGACACUUUCAAGUGGUGAAUCAAUCACACUUAAUGAUGGACAAUCAAUGACACAACAACAAUUAUUAUUGAAAUCAAUAGAAUGUGAUCCAACAUAUUCAAAUUCAUAUUAUAACCUUGCAAAUAUACUUUCAGGUGAUGAAUCAAUCACACUUCCAAAUGGACAAUCAACGACAAAACAACAACUAUACUUGAAAUCAAUUGAAUGUGAUCCAACUGAUUCCGAUUCAUAUUAUAACCUUGCAACGACCCUUUCAAGAGGUGAAUCAAUCACACUUAAUGAUGGACAAUCAAUGACUCAACAACAACUAUUCUUGAAAUCAAUUGAAUGUGAUCCAACUGAUUCCGAUUCAUUUUUUGAGAUUUCAAUUCCACUGUCUCAAAAUGAAACAAUAACACUCCACAAUGAUGUUCGAAUGACAAAACAACAACUAUUAUUGGAAUCAAUAAGAUUAGAUCAUACACAAACAAAAGCUUACAAAACGCUCGGAUUUACACUUUUGAACAACAAACAAACGAUUACACUUCCAAAUGGUGAGCAAAUGACAAGAAGACAACUACUUCAAAAAUCAAAUUUACAAGUUGAUGUUGAUACAAACAACAACGAUGAAGAUAUCUGA